Messenger RNA from Rhododendron vialii, 1035 nucleotides. RefSeq lists its product as uncharacterized. Gene Ontology annotation, molecular function: zinc ion binding. Bases 1 to 1035 code for a protein of 344 amino acids. Lineage: Eukaryota; Viridiplantae; Streptophyta; Magnoliopsida; Ericales; Ericaceae. The transcript has 2 exons. The record is from RefSeq and is a predicted model, not a curated record.
AUGCCGGCGUCCACUGCACCAUCUCCAAAUCCCGAAAUUGUAAUUUUUGUUGAUGGAACCUUCCUCACGGGAAGGUACAAAGGGACGUUACUUGUUGCAGUCACUCAAGAUGCUGAGAACCAAAUAAUGCCGAUUGCAUUUGCCAUAGUCGAACAUGAGGAUAAGGACAAUUGGGAAUGGUUCCUCACUUGCAUAGGACACUUCGUAACCAAACGACAAGGCUUGUGUCUCAUUUUAGACAGGCACUCCGCCCUCAUGUCAUGGCUGGAAGAUGAUUCUGCAUAUGAUUGGAGGCCCCCACAUGCUUACCAUCGUUAUUGUCUCCGUCUCUUGGGAUCAAACUAUCAUCGUCGAUUUGGAAUAUUAGUGGGAAAAGAAGUCAAAGUCUGCGCAAUGGAAUGUCAAAAGAAAAAGUUCAAGACCAAACUAACCCGAUUGAAAAGGUUCGCCAACGAACGUAUCUAUCAAGAACUUAACCUGCUCAACAAAAAACAAUGGACGUUUGCAUACGAUGGAGGUAGGCGGUACGGCAGCGAAACUACCAAUUACUUUGAGAGCUUCAAUGGGGUCGUAAAAGAAGCCAGACACCUCCCGAUCAUGGCAACUGUUAUGUUUACCUUCUACAAAUGUGUGGAGUACUUUGACGAUAGGCUGGUAAAGUCAAUGGAUACAAAAGCGAAAGGGAAUCAUUUCAGCUUAUAUGCAAAGAAAAAGUACGAUCAUUGGAGGGAAAACGCAGUGGGACACAAUAUCAUUGUGUUCAAUCGGGCCGCAGGCUUGUUCGAGGUACAUACACCAAUCAAUCGAACAAGCCCAUACAAAGGAAAUAACAAACACACAGUUGAUUUGACUAACAAGACGUGCACUUGCAAUAAGAUUCAAUUGUGGAAAAUACCCUGUUCGCACGUUAUUGUGGUUUGCAACAAAAUGCAUAUUGACCCUCUUGAUUACUUCGGCAAAUAUUGGACGGUCAACACAACAAUUGCCAUGUAUGAAUCUCUCUCAUUCAAUCCACUGCCUGACCAAGCCUACUAG